Acanthochromis polyacanthus (spiny chromis) is the source of this 2864-nucleotide messenger RNA. RefSeq names its product nitric oxide associated 1 (gene noa1). The coding region runs from base 100 to 2226 and encodes 708 amino acids. Gene Ontology annotation, molecular function: GTP binding. The record is from RefSeq and is a predicted model, not a curated record. The transcript is spliced from 8 exons. NCBI's taxonomy places the organism in Eukaryota, Metazoa, Chordata, Actinopteri, Pomacentridae.
ACGCCACGACGCUGUACGUCACAUCCAUUGCGGAAGUGCAGCGCCUUGAGUUCUCGUGAGGUCGUUGUGCGUCCGUCAGGGAGUGCGUGCGGCGACACCAUGCUGAAGGUGCUUCAGGUGUGUGUCCGCCGUCAUGUGUGUGUCCGCCGUCAGGUGUGGACCAGCGUGAGUUGCGCCGCUCAGAGGGGCUCCGAGGGUCGUGGUGUGACCCGGGGAGGAGUCCGGAGCUGCACAGUGGACCCGAACCUGCAGGAGCAGUUCGUCUUCGUGGAGUUUACAGAUCUAGAAGACGACCCGCAACAGGAGGAGAGACAAAUCCUCCAUCAGUUCAGGUCUGCCUCGGCUGCUGGUUCUGCUACUGGUUCUGCUGCCCAGUUGUCCCCUCAGAAGCACCUGCGGUCUCUGGAGCAUCAGCUGCAGGUGUUAAGGUCUGGGGAUGAGCAGGAGGUGGAGCUGGACUCCCUCAUCCAGUUCCAGGAUGUGGGCUUCCUGCUGGAUGACAGUGUCACAGCCACGAAGAAGAAGAAGAAGAAGAAGAAGAAGGAGGAAGCUGGAGUGGGGAAAGGAGAACACAGGAUCUUUGGUAGCCCUGACGUAGACGAGCCGGUCAGCAACACCUGCUGCCAGGGCUGCGGCGCCAUGCUGCACUGCACCUCCAGCGCCGUGCCUGGAUACCUGCCCAGUGAGAAGUUCAAGGUGCUGCAGCAGGAAGGGCGUCUGGGCGGGGCCACCUGCCAGCGCUGCCACCUGCUGACCCACCACCACCAGGCGCUGAACCUGCAGCUGCCCAGAGAGCAGUACAAAGACGUGGUGCGGCAGGUCCGGGCUCACAAAGCGCUGGUGCUGCUCGUGGUGGACCUGCUGGACCUACCUGACUCCAUCAUCCCUGACCUGGCUGAGCUGGUGGGGGCCAACAAACACAUCGUUGUCCUUGGCAACAAGGUCGACCUGCUGCCCGCAGACGCGCCCAACUACCUGCAGCGCAUCAAGCGGCAGCUGCUGUGGUACUGCCAGGACUCUGGCUUCCAUGCCCAGGUGACCGACGUACACCUGAUCAGCGCCAAGACCGGCUUCGGCGUGGAAGGCCUGAUCUCCAGCCUGCAGCGGUCCUGGAAGUACAAAGGUGACGUGUACCUGGUGGGCUGCGCCAACGCCGGCAAGUCCACGCUUUUCAACACGCUGCUCGAGUCUGACUACUGCAAGUCCAGAGCCGCCGACGUCAUCCACAAGGCCACCAUCUCGCCCUGGCCCGGGACAACUCUGAACCUGCUGAAGUUUCCCAUCAUCAACCCGACUCCGUACAGGAUGUUCCGGCGACAACGGCGUCUGCAGGAGUCGUUGCAGCAGACGGAGGAGGAGGAGCUGUCGCAGGACGAGCUGCGGCGACUGCAGCGCCUCAGCAAACGGGGAUACCUGGUGGGUCGGGUCGGCAGAACGUUCCGAACCAACGGAUCCCCAUCACAGGAGAUCCAGUUCGAUCCCGACAGUCUGGCAUUUGGAGAAGACGGAGAGCCGACGGCGACAGCUCCCAGCAGGCCGAGCAGCGAGCUGACCCACAACGAGCUGAAGGACACACACUGGCUCUACGACACGCCGGGAGUCAUGAAGGAGCUCGAUAUCCUCAGCCUGCUGACUGAACACGAGGUGAGGUUGGUGGUUCCUACGCAGGCCAUCGUCCCGCGGACGUUUGUGCUGAAGCCCGGUACCAGUUUGUUCAUCGGAGCACUGGCCAGGAUCGACUACCUGCAGGGACAGACGUCGGGCUGGUUCUCAGUUGUGGCCUCCUGUCGGGUUCCAGUUCAUGUCACCAGCCUGGAAAAAGCCGAUGGCAUCUAUGAGAAGCACGCAGGACAUGCCCUGCUGGGGGUGCCUGUCGGAGGGUCGGAGAGGAUGAAGGAGUUUCCAGCGUUGGUUCCCCAGGAAGUCAGAGUUGAGGGACGAGGACAACUGGAGGCCGCUGCUGACAUCAAACUGUCAUCUGCAGGCUGGGUAGCAGUGACGGCGAUGGAGGGCGAUGAGCUGCUGUUGAAGGUUCAUGGUCCACAGAUGGCAGGUUUCAGCGUGAGGACGCCGCCGCUGCUUCCUCGCAUCGUCUCUCUGAAAGGGCAACGUAUCCCCAAGUCUGCCGCCUACAAGCCUCUGAAAGCUGCAGGACUGCUGGGCAGAGGACUGUCAGUAGUGAGCAGCGCCAAGACGCCACAGCUUAAGAAGAAGAGGAGGAACUGAGGGCUGUGGUUGGGGUUACACCUGUGGUGUGCUGACUGUAAACAUCAUUGCUUCCUUCAGCCUUCUGGUUAUAUCAUGUUUUAUCUUCAAUGACAAUAAACUCAUUUAUAACAUGAACUUGUUCAACUAACCCUAACCCACUGCUGUUCUCAUUUAAAACUUUACUGGCAGGUUUUUAAAACCUUUUGAUGAUCUGUGAAUGCCUAAUAUCUGAACUUUAAUGAAUUUAAUACUUCAUUCUAUGUGACUCAUUUAAUAAUUCUCAAGAGAAUUCACACAGAAGGAUUUUAUUGCUUCCCCCACUGAGCAAUAAAAUGAAUGCAGCAUGGCUCAAUGAACAGAGGAUCAAGCUGUUGGACACCCAUCCAGCAUGGUGAAACAUCUAACAUGAGUCUGGAAAGGAAACAUGGAGAUAAAUGGUUUACCUGUUGUAUUUUUUCAGUGUUGGUAAACGUGUUGUUUUUAUUUUUCCUCUGUUCUGAUUUUUGUCACCCUGCAGGACUUUAUGCUGUAGUGAGGAAAACGAGACAAACAGCUGAGUUUGGAAAAGUUUAUUUUUUAAAAAGAGCAGAGUACAGUAUGCUUCAGAUGAACUGUUAGUUGAAGAGCUCAGUAAAUCUGCAUCCUGACAUGUUCCA